This is a messenger RNA of Ipomoea nil (Japanese morning glory), 836 nucleotides long. RefSeq lists its product as uncharacterized. The transcript has 4 exons. The record is from RefSeq and is a predicted model, not a curated record. Lineage: Eukaryota; Viridiplantae; Streptophyta; Magnoliopsida; Solanales; Convolvulaceae. The coding region runs from base 190 to 669 and encodes 159 amino acids.
UUUUUUUCGAAUUGAAAUCCAUUUCAAUAUGUUGUCACCAUCGGAGAAAGCACCCGUUGUACUCUCCCUAACCGCCUAACUUCCGGUGAUGAGCUAAGCCUAACUGCAUAACCUACUGGACUGCUCUCUUUAUUCUUUCCUUCUGCUUCUGGAAAUGGCAUUUGUAACACAUCACUCCUUCACUCUGAUAUGACCCGACCCGAGUUGAUCAUGUUGCAGCGAGGUCACGGAAAGAACAAGGAGAAGAUGGUGAGGAGCAAGCGGACAGUAGUCCUGAUUGUGUUGGGGCUGGCAAUGGUGAUGGGCUUAGCUAUCUACUUGCGUCUUUGGACAAUCGAAUACCGCAUCACUACCGACGAGACCGAACUAAUCAGGAAACAAUUUGAUCUUGCUAAUAGAGAAGCAAUGGAUGAAUCUGCAUAUUGGAGGAGUAGAUUUGAUGAGGAGGCAGGACAGGUUAGCAACUGCCAGAAGGAGCUACUUGAGAUUAAGCAGUCUUCUGGGGUGGAGGGUACUGGCAUCAAUAGCAAAUUGGAAUCAUUACGAAAGGAAAACAUGGACUUGCUUGAUAAGAUUGAAUCUUUGAAACAAGAGCUUGGAUCAGUAAAGUUGAAAUGCAGCAUGAAACAACCCAUGGGAGUUUUUGCUAUUGAGGGAACACCUAAGUAAGCUGCUUAAGGAAUUUACAGUACUUUUAUGCUUCCAGUAAAGGAAUUGUAGAGGGCAAGAAAUAUUAUAUGAUUCACUUACGUUGAGUUGUUCUGUUAUUUUUGAAAGGAGCAAUGCUUACUGAAUUUGUAGAGUUCUUAGUUCUCUGAGAGUUCAUGACCACCAAA